GCAGUGGAGGCGGGGCUUGGGUGGGGAGGGGCUUGAGGCUCCCUCCCGCGAUCCCGGGCCUCCCUCCCGGAUUUGACCCCGGAAGCAGGGUGUUGGGCUCCGGUGCGGUAGCGACGGGGGACUGCGGCGCUAGCCUCAGAUAGCAGCAAUGUUUCACUUCUUCAGAAAGUCUCCGGAAUCUAAAAAGCCCACAGUACCAGAGACAGAAGCCGAUGGAUUUGUCCUUUUAGGAGAUACGGCACAUGAGCAAAGAAUGGCAGCAAGAGGUAAAACUUCAGAAGAAGAAGGCAACCAACCUUUGGAGACUGGCAAAGAAAACUCAUCCAGUGUGACUGUAGCAGGCCCCGAGGUGGAAAAUAAGGCAGGCCAGACUUUGGAAAACAACUCAUUAAUGGCUGAACUCCUCAACGACGUACCCUUCACCUUGGCCCCACACGUGCUGGCUGUGCAGGGCAGCAUCAGUGACCUUCCAGACCACUUACUCUCCUAUGAUGUCAGCGAAAAUUUAUCACGGUUUUGGUAUGAUUUCACUCUUGAAAAUUCAGUGCUCUGUGAUUUGUAAUCUUUAUGUCUAUUUGCACCUUAACAGCUUUCAACAAAGCUUUGCCUAUUUUAUUUAACCCGUUUGAUGUUCUUUGCCAUUUCACUGCUUAACCGUCCCCAGAAACGCAAGGAUCAUAAAGCAAAGCAAAUGUCAUUGUGUUCAUUACUCUGUUUUUUAGAAUAAAGGAUAUUUGUAUAAGAGUGGGACUAAAGUUCUACCUCCUUUCCCCCCAGAUAAUAAAUUUAAAACUUAGGCUAUCAAGGUUCUAUGAAAGGAUCAGACUUCAACCAGUCUCUCAAAAUAGAACACCUCAGGUUUGUCUUAGAAGAGCUGGCACUUUUCUUAGUUACCACGACUCUGAAGUCUGUGCUUCGAAUGGAGCGUGACUUGUCUGCUUUGGAGGAAGUUUGAGUUAACGGUACUCCCUUUAUUCUUCCAGUGUUUAUGAAUGAAUUCAGAAAAAAAAAAAAAAAUGUUGCCAGUUAGCUUAAUCUCUUCAGUCCGGAUUUAGACACUGGGGUGGAAAUGUAAAACUUUUCCUACAAAGCAGUGGUAGUUUGCUGACACACAGAUGUGGUACCUGCUCUGGAUGCUGUCUCUUUUGAGUGAUACAUAUCAGUUUCCUCCAACCCACGGCACUCCUUACCACCUUGAAUGGUUCCUGGGUUCCUGCCUUUGUUUUCUGCCUCGUUGCAACUUCAGAGUGUGUGCUCUCACCAGCUUUCCAGAGAGCUUCCCCUGUUUCUGCUUCAGCUGGCAUUUGCUCUCCUUACCACAUAUGUUCCCAGUUUAUGAAGAGAUCCACGUUUCCUUUCAACCUCUCUGCCCCCUAGAGAAAAACAUCUCAUGACGAUGCAUAUUAUUGCUGAUAACACCCUUAUUUAGAAAUUUUUUGGCCACAAUACAGAUGGGAAUGUUUUACUGCUAGAAAAACUAAAAUCGACUCAUUUCCAAUUAGAGUGUAGGCAAAACACCUAACUAGGACUUUCAGUUCUUGGCUAUCCCUUAUUUAUUCCAACUAAAACAGUACAGAACUGCCAUUGGUCAAUAAACUGUAAAGGGGAGAGGUAAACUGUGACAGAGUAUUUUCCAUGCCAUGGAAAAUUUAAAUCACAUUUGUUUUGAUUAGAAGCAAUACAAUUUAUUGAUUCUGUGCCAAAUUUUAAGUAUAUUUUUCACAAAGAUAGAGUGCCAUAGCAAAACUAAACACUGUGCAAAAAGGUACAUGAAUCAUUCAAGUUUUAAUGUGUUAUGCAUGUUUGUUUAAUAAAUGUAGCAUGGUCUUGAUAAAAAUUGCGUAUUAUUUAAAAGUUAAAAGAACAUUUCUAUUGACAAAAAUAGGCUUCAUUUACAAAAAACAUUACCCCAUGAGAGGUGAUUGAUUACAUUCAAUCUUUACAUAGUUUUCAUAAAACAUCAGUCUAGGAAAUGUGACAUGUUACUAACACAAAUGUGAACAUUUUAUAGCAGUUUCUGUGAAAACAGCCUUUUCAAUAUCCAUGUUAAUGUACCUUGAGGCUAAAUGUUAAGUAUGUCAUCAAUUGGUCUAAUAUGUGUUAAAUUUUAUCUAAAAUACUCAUACAUUUCAUUUAUAUUUAUGUCUACCAUGUUAUAAAUAUGCUUGUAAGUAUUUUCAUUUGUCUAAAAUAAUUGUUAUAUUUAAAUAAAUGUGAAUUAAAAUAAACUGAUUUUGAUUAUUCUCAGAUCCAGAGAAAAAUGGUUUUCUUUAUAUUAUUCAUAGCUGAAUGCAAGUUAUUAAAUCUUUUGUGAGGCAAAGAUUUAAGUUUAUAGUUUGUGCAGUGCAGCCAAAGUAUGAAAUUUCCACUUACCUAUAAAUUUUAAGAAGUAACACUGAAAAUGGUAAGAUCGCUAGGACUAGAGAGAUUUGGAAGAAAUCACAUGAAUACCUUGCUCUAGACAGAUCCUCAUCAUCCCAAAAUUGAGUAAGGGCUAGUGUUCAUGACCUCUUUUGUUUUUUAACAAAAACAUUUUAGUUUUCUUAAGCCUGUCUAUAAGUCAAUGUUACUAUUUUAAAGCUGGAAGAAACAUUAGAGAUCAGCCAGCUGACUUCAUUUACCCAAGAGAAACUUGAAGCCUAGAGGGGUUAAAUGACCUAACUCACCUGGUUAGUGAUAGACAUUUAUUUUAAUAGUGUUCGUAAUUAUCAAUUAUAACAAAGCCGUAUGCUCUGGUGGAAAGAGUUCGGGCAUCUGAGGCAACCAGAUGGAGUUUGUAAUGGCUCCCUUACUUACCAAGCUGUGGGACCAUGGUCACUUACCUAACUUCUGGUGCUCUUCGUUCUCUUGCUUGUUAAAUAGUAAUUGUAUGCACCUUGCAGGAUUGUGUAGUUUUAGACGGUGUUUGUCAGAUACUUGGCAGCAUAAAGCUUGAGACACCAUAGGUGUUCUGAGAAAGAGUGCUGCUAUAAUUCUCAUUACUAACCACACAUGCACACUAGUCUAACAAAAUGCAAAAUACGAAUGACCCGAACUGCUUAAAAAGUAAUAUAAAAAAUAGCUACCUACAUUUACUGUAGGUCCCUCUUGCCCUAUUAUUUUUUUCCAUAUUAAAUACCUAACUAUAAAACAAUUCUAAAAUAUGUUGGUUGACUCACUGCAGUUCCUUAGUUAAGAAUUCCUUAAGGAACAUUUUUUCUUCCUCUUAUUAUUAAGCAUCAUGGUCAUUGUCAUUAAUAUAAGUCAUCAGUGGAAAGCACAGUAGAUAGAGAAUAUACGAGUGAUUUGACUGAAUCUUAUUUUUAGCCCUAAAAUAUAUUCAGGAAGUUGCAUGUAUUUUUUCCCCAGCUUUCUUUAAAGUCAUUUGCAUCUUUUUCUAAAAGCAAAAUUAGAUAAUUCUGACCAACUUAAUAUGGUUAAAUUUUUAUCAACUGAACUUUAAAAUUAUUUUCUAAUGUUUGUUUAUUUUUGAGAGAGAGCGCGCACGUGUAAGCGGCGGAGGGGCAGAGAGAGAGGGAAACAGAAUGGAAGCAGGUUCCAGGCUCCGAGCUGUCAGCACAGAAUCCGAUGUGGGGCUGGAACUCAAGAACCCUGAGAUCAUGAUCUGAGCUGAAGAUGGGCACUUAACUGACUGAGCCACCCAGGCGACCUUCACCUGAACUUUUAAUAUCGUACCAUUGGUGCACCUGGAUGGCUCAGUUGGUUAAGCGUCUGACUUUGGCUUAGGUCAAGAUCUUGCAGUUUGUGCGAUCUCACAGUUUGUGAGUUUGAGCCCCAAGUCGGGCUCUGUGCUGACAGCUUGGAGCCUGGAUCCUGCCUCUGAUUCUGGAUUCUUUGUCUCCGUCUCUCUUUGCCCCUCCCCCACUCAUGCUCUGACUCUCUCUCUCUCUCUCUC
Messenger RNA from Acinonyx jubatus (cheetah), 3895 nucleotides. It is a transcript of the gene UMAD1, whose product is annotated as UBAP1-MVB12-associated (UMA) domain containing 1. Bases 149 to 562 code for a protein of 137 amino acids. NCBI's taxonomy places the organism in Eukaryota, Metazoa, Chordata, Mammalia, Carnivora, Felidae. The record is from RefSeq and is a predicted model, not a curated record. The transcript has 4 exons.